UCCUCCCCCGGCUGCAGAGCGGGACACGUGAGGCGGCAGCGGCUCCGAUACAUCCAUUUCACGCGGUUCCACGUUGUCGCAGCCCUCGACGCUCGGGAGUUAUUUCAAAAGCCCUGUGUUGGUUUUAAAAUAACCCAGCGAGCGCCUCGCAAACCCCGGGGGGGGCAACGAUAGACGAGCUUAAAACUGUUUCGAUAGUGUGUUGCAGCGAGAGCCGAUCGGGAACAUGUCCAGCGUGCAGAGCGACUCCAGGAAACGGAGCAAGAAGCGCUACGCGGGCGGGCAUCAGGGCAAGCGGUGGAGGGGCUCCCGGGAGCUGGAGGUGGGCAUGCGGGGAGUCCUCAUCACAUGCAACAUGAACGAGAGGAAGUGCACGGCCGAGGCCUUCAACCUGCUCAGCGAGUACGCGGACAAGAUGUGCGGCCCGGAGAAGCUCCGAGAUGCCAAUGGAAGCAGCAGCAGCGAGGAAGAGGAGGCUGAAGAAGAAGAUGUCGACGUUGCACUGAAGAAGGAGGUCGCACAGCUGCAAGCCUCCCAAACUAAACAGGAGCGGCGCUUUCAGGCCCUGGACAGCGGAGCAAACAACGUCAUCUUCAUCAAGACUCAGAAUCUGGAACCUGAUAAACUGGUUCAUCACAUUCUGUCUGAUCUCCACACCACCAAGAAGAAGAAGUCGCGUGUGAUCCUUCGAAUGCUGCCAGUGACUGGAACUUGUAAGGCUUUCCAGGAAGACAUGGUGAAGUACCUGACCACAUUCCUGGAGCCCUGGUUCAAAACCCCAAACUGUGCAACCUACCAGAUCGCGUUCAAGGCUCGCAACAGCAGCCACAACAAGAGAGAUGAAAUCAUCAAAUCUAUCGCAGGUCUCGUAGGAAAGCUGAACCCUAAGAACAAGGUGGAUUUGACAAACCCUGAACUGACAAUCAUUGUGGAAGUCAUCAAAGCCGUGUGUUGCCUCAGCGUGGUGAAAGACUAUACACUUUACAGAAAGUAUAAUGUUCAGGAGGUAGUGAAAGAAGAUGUAGCCAAGUCUGACGUGGCUGCAACAAAGACGGAGUCAAACUCGACAGAGCAGAAAGAGAAGCACAAUCAGGACGAGAUGGACAAAGAAGAGAAGAAAAUUGAAGGAAAAGAGGACAAACUUGUCUCUCAGGACAAGGAGGAGGUUGAUCAGGGUGAAGACGGGGGGGGAAUAGAAAACCCAAUUUAAAACAAGUCAGCAAUUUCGCAAGCUGCCAUAAGUUGAUUAUAUGUUGAAGUGUUUUUUUUUUUAGUUGUUUUUUUUAAAAUGAACUGAUAGCAUAAUUAAUUUGACAAACUACCAAGGAUUACAAAAGUCUAAAGGAUCUAAUAUAAUUUAAUGUACUUUUUUUUUUUUUCUAUAAACUUCUGGCACAAAUUGAUCAUUGGCUUCACCGAGCUGUUCAUUUCACAAGUAGUGACUUUAAAUUGAUCAAACAUAUCAGCAAACCUCCAUAUUGAUGAACAUUUCAAACUUUUAAUACAGAAUGUGAUAGUGAAAUGCAAUAUUCUUCAAGUUUACUUUUUUCUUUUUAAUAAAACGCUAGGUACGUAGCCUGGGUACCAGGUGUUUUACAACGUUAGAAGAUAGAAACCUGCCAUUUAUAUAACACUGAAUAGGAAUCCAUGGAAGAGUUUCGUUAUGUCUCCAUUGGACUUUGAUCACAUUAAGUACCUGUUUUUUUGUAACUGUUUUUUUCUAAACUAGCUCUCCAAUUAAAGUUAUUUGUGUGUUUGCGUUC
Cololabis saira (Pacific saury) is the source of this 1763-nucleotide messenger RNA. It is a transcript of the gene thumpd1, whose product is annotated as THUMP domain containing 1. Lineage: Eukaryota; Metazoa; Chordata; Actinopteri; Beloniformes; Belonidae. Bases 227 to 1210 code for a protein of 327 amino acids. Gene Ontology annotation, biological process: tRNA modification. The record is from RefSeq and is a predicted model, not a curated record. The transcript is spliced from 5 exons. Gene Ontology annotation, molecular function: RNA binding.